This is a messenger RNA of Leishmania mexicana MHOM/GT/2001/U1103, 564 nucleotides long. RefSeq names its product cyclophilin. The transcript has a single exon. Gene Ontology annotation, molecular function: peptidyl-prolyl cis-trans isomerase activity. The coding region runs from base 1 to 564 and encodes 187 amino acids. NCBI's taxonomy places the organism in Eukaryota, Euglenozoa, Kinetoplastea, Trypanosomatida, Trypanosomatidae. Gene Ontology annotation, biological process: protein peptidyl-prolyl isomerization; protein folding. Gene Ontology annotation, cellular component: intracellular membrane-bounded organelle. The record is from RefSeq and is a predicted model, not a curated record.
AUGCGUGCUGUGGCCGUCGUGGCGGUGGUGCUGUGCGCCCUCUCCUUUCUCAACGUCGCCGCGGAGCCGGAGGUGACAUCGAAGGUGUACUUUGAUGUGAUGAUCGAUAACAAGCCGCUUGGUCGCAUCAUCAUCGGCCUGUUCGGCAAGGAUGCGCCGCUCACGACAGAGAACUUUCGGCAGCUCUGCACGGGUGAGCAUGGGUUCGGCUACAAGGACUCCAUCUUCCACCGCGUCAUCCCGAACUUCAUGAUCCAGGGCGGCGACUUCACCAACUUCGAUGGCACGGGCGGCAAGUCGAUCUACGGCGAAAAGUUCGCGGAUGAGAACUUGAAUACCAAACACUUCGUGGGUGCGCUGUCCAUGGCAAACGCUGGCCCCAACACAAACGGCUCGCAGUUCUUCAUCACGACAGCGCCGACGCCGUGGCUUGAUGGCCGUCAUGUGGUGUUCGGCAAGGUGCUCGAGGGUAUGGAGGUGGUGCUCCGCAUCGAGAAGGUGAAGACGAACAACCACGAUCGCCCGGUGAAGCCCGUGAAGAUCGUUUCCAGUGGUGAGCUGUAG